GGAAACAAAAAACUAAAACCAAACAAACGUCCCUUUUCUUCUGUAGUCGUCCUCUUCUUCUUCUUCUUCCCAAUUUGGUCCGAAACGACGCAUAAUAAGUUCGUUACAUUAGUUGCUACAAUGACCGAUUCAGAGAAAUUGACGGCUUUGAAAAAGGCUUAUGCCGAGAUAGUUUUGAACACGGCUAAAGAGGCGGCGGCGAGGAUAAUGGUGUCGGAAAGGAAGGCUCACCGGUACCAGCAGGAGCUUUUCGCGACCAAAGACGAGGCAUUGCAUAUGUUGGUUAGGUUGAAACAGAUGUUGGAUGCUAAGGUUAACGAAGCGGAGACGAUGUCCUUGAAUCAACAGAAAAUAAUUGAAGAGCUUGAAGCACAACUGGGGGAAGCUGAGGAUAUUGUUAGAGAUCUUCGAGCAGAAUUGAGAGAAACACAAGAUGAGUUGGAGAGGCUGACCAAAAAUCCGAUGCGGUGUUCGGGCGAACACAACUCAGAACAUGAUGUUGCUGCUUGUGAGAAAAUAUCAAAUGGAAAUACAAUCAGCAAUUCUGGGUCUGUCAUAUCUUCCCAACUCGGUACACAAACCAACAUCGUGACAGUUUCUGACAUCAAGAGUUCAACAAAUUUGGGUAUUAAGUGUUCUUGUAAGGACAAUUGCUACGUUUGUAACCCUGAUUUCGCCUCCAUAGUAAUGAGACGAAAGAGCCUGAUCUGUAUAGAAAUGGGUGCACUCAGAGGAUUCUGCACUGGAAAGGUGUCUGUUGAAUGAAAAUUCUCUUUCCGAGCAAGUAGAUGAUGCAAAGAACAAGACCCU
Molecule: messenger RNA, 810 nt
Organism: Hibiscus syriacus
Lineage: Eukaryota; Viridiplantae; Streptophyta; Magnoliopsida; Malvales; Malvaceae
Product: spindle assembly abnormal protein 6 homolog
Exons: 3
Coding region: 121-765 (214 amino acids)
Source: RefSeq, a predicted model, not a curated record